This is a messenger RNA of Wickerhamiella sorbophila, 438 nucleotides long. Its product is annotated as NADH dehydrogenase [ubiquinone] 1 beta subcomplex subunit 7. The record is from RefSeq and is a predicted model, not a curated record. Gene Ontology annotation, cellular component: mitochondrion. The transcript is spliced from 2 exons. Lineage: Eukaryota; Fungi; Ascomycota; Dipodascomycetes; Dipodascales; Trichomonascaceae. Bases 1 to 438 code for a protein of 145 amino acids.
AUGAGUGGCGGAGCGCGUCGUUCCGAGCGACCUCGGCCCUCGGCGCAUGGCUACCUGCUGGACGUCCCAAACUUGGAACAGGUGCAUGGUUUGGAGAUUCAGAACUGUUGUCUUAACACCCUGAUUUUAGUCCAAUACCCCUUGGGCCAAGCAAGACCAAGAGUCCCCCGUCGCCAGGUGCGAUUUGUCAUCACCAACCCAAUGGCUCUCAAGGAAAUGCCCCCCCUGCUCUCUGAGGCAGAGAUGAAGGAACACAAAGUUCCUUUGCAAUGGAGAGAUCGCUGUGCAGCCUUACUCGUGCCUCUGAACAAGUGCCGUCGUGAGACUGCCUACCUGCCCUGGAAGUGUGAGCAGCUCCGACAUGACUACGAGGAGUGCCAGUACAUGGACUUCCAGCGCCGAGCCAAGGAGUUCCGCGAGAAGAAAGCGGAUGCUUGA